Messenger RNA from Pyricularia oryzae 70-15, 2015 nucleotides. Its product is annotated as adenosylhomocysteinase. Gene Ontology annotation, cellular component: cytosol. Gene Ontology annotation, molecular function: adenosylhomocysteinase activity. Gene Ontology annotation, biological process: L-methionine cycle. The transcript has 3 exons. The record is from RefSeq and is a predicted model, not a curated record. NCBI's taxonomy places the organism in Eukaryota, Fungi, Ascomycota, Sordariomycetes, Magnaporthales, Pyriculariaceae. Bases 159 to 1508 code for a protein of 449 amino acids.
UUUUUUUUUUUCCUUCUUAAAAGCUUGUUGUCCGCCUCCCAUCUGUUCAUCCUUUUAUGAUUUGGACAGCUUCUCUCCUUCAUUGAACCGAUUUUUUUUUCACUCCGUGCAAAGUCCUUUUAUCUUUUUAUCCCCAACUCUCAGGUUCUUUUCUCACAAUGGCUGCCCCCGCACACAAGUUCAAGGUCGCCGACCUCUCUCUUGCCGCCUUCGGCCGCAAGGAGAUCGAGCUGGCUGAGAACGAGAUGCCUGGUCUGAUGCAGACCCGUGAGAAGUACGCUGCCGACCAGCCCCUCAAGGGCGCCCGUAUCGCCGGUUGCUUGCACAUGACCAUCCAGACUGCUGUCCUUAUCGAGACCCUGACUGCGCUGGGCGCCGAGGUCACCUGGACUUCAUGCAACAUCUUCUCCACCCAGGACCACGCCGCUGCUGCCAUCGCCGCCGCCGGUGUCCCCGUCUUUGCCUGGAAGGGCGAGACUGAGGAGGAGUACAACUGGUGCUUGGAGCAGCAGCUCCUGGCCUUCAAGGAUGGCAAGAAGCUGAACCUGAUUCUCGACGACGGUGGUGACCUUACCCACCUCGUCCACGACAAGUACCCCGAGAUGCUGGCUGACUGCUACGGUGUCUCGGAGGAGACCACCACUGGUGUCCACCACCUCUACAAGAUGCUCAAGGAGGGCAAGCUUCUGGUCCCUGCCAUCAACGUCAACGACUCGGUCACCAAGUCCAAGUUCGACAACCUUUACGGCUGCCGUGAGUCGCUUGUUGACGGUAUCAAGCGUGCCACCGAUGUCAUGAUUGCUGGCAAGAUUGCCGUUGUCGCUGGUUACGGUGACGUCGGCAAGGGCUGCGCCAUGGCCCUCCACGGCAUGGGUGCUCGCGUCAUCGUUACUGAGAUCGACCCCAUCAACGCCCUCCAGGCUGCCAUGGCCGGUUUCCAGGUCACUACCAUGGAGAAGGCUGCCUCUGUCGGUCAGAUCUUCGUCACCACCACUGGUUGCCGUGACAUCCUGGUCGGCAAGCACUUCGAGGCUAUGCCCAACGACGCCAUCGUCUGCAACAUUGGCCACUUCGACAUUGAGAUCGACGUCGCCUGGCUCAAGGCCAACGCCAAGAGCGUCCAGAACAUCAAGCCCCAGGUCGACCGCUUCCUGAUGGCCAACGGCCGUCACAUCAUCCUCCUGGCUGAGGGUCGUCUGGUCAACUUGGGCUGUGCCACUGGCCACUCUUCGUUCGUCAUGUCCUGCUCCUUUACCAACCAGGUUCUGGCCCAGAUCAUGCUGUACAAGAACAACGACGCCGCCUUCGGUCAGAAGUACGUCGAGUUUGCCAAGUCGGGCAAGCUUGAGAAGAAGGUCUACGUGCUGCCCAAGAUCCUCGACGAGGAGGUCGCCAAGCUGCACCUGGCCCACUGCAACGUCGAGCUUUCGACCCUUACCCCCGUCCAGGCCGAGUACCUCAGCCUGCCGGCCGAGGGUCCUUACAAGCCCGAGCACUACCGCUACUAAGCGUGUCCGUGUAACCUCAUUCCGGCGACACAUGGCGUGCUCGUCGCGAGGUUAAACCGGAUACCCCUGUGCCGGUCUAUCUACGCCGGCCGGACGCUACUAAUUCAACAACUAAGCUAUACGGGUAACGAGAGCAAUGGGAUUUUUUAAUGCAUUUUUUUAUGGUUCGUACAUUGGGGACAUAUACUACCGGAAUCAAGGUGGGAAAACAGGCAGGCAACUGAACCAUCUUUUCAACAAAAGUUCGGCGUUGGCAGCAUGAUGAUGAUAUCCCCACCAUUCCUUACGGACGAAUUUUCUGUGUUUAACCAAAGGAAAGGCGUUCUUUUUUUUGUCCACUUGGUACGGGUUUUUGUUUUGUUUUAUGUCUAGGUUACGCCAACCCACAGGAAAGGGUGGCAAAUGGCAUGCAUGCCAGUAUUUAGGUGGUGAAUGGCCCAUUCAACCAGGCCACGGAUAUAGACAAAAAGAGAUUUGGCAUAACUGUGAUCCAUUUGAGCCUCGGCA